CAUGUAUAUAAUCCCAAUACCUUUGAGAAAGUUACUCCAUCUCUAACUUUGAAAGUUUCCCAACAAUAAUAUAUAUUCACUCCUUUGUUUCUUGUGUAUCUUACUUAGCUUCUUGUGCUUCAUGGAGCUUCAGUUAGCUCUGGCUCUCCCUACCCAAAAUUCCUUUGAGGGGUUUAAUCCUAACAAGCCUGGCUUAAUGAAAUCAAAACAGAUAGUGAGUUCAGAAUUAUGCAGGACCAGUUGUUGUUCUGAAAGCAAAAAGCAUGUUAGAAACAAGCGUAGCUUCCAAGAGUCGUUUGGACAUUGUGUGAAACCUUUGCCUUUACUAGUAUGGAGUGGACAGCCAAAUGAGGAAGAUGACAAUAGAAAAAAGAGGCACAGAGCAUCAAACAAGAAUGAAGAAGAAAACCAUUUGGUGGGGUGGCCACCGAUUAAAUCAUGGAGAAACAAAGAACUUCAUCCUCAGCAUCCUGUAAGAGGCCAGAUAAGGAAUGAAAGGAUGCAAGCUAAUGAGAAUCGAAGUAGAGGAACAAACUCUUCAUAUGUCAAAGUUAACAUGGAAGGGGUACCAAUAGGGAGGCUAAUCAAUUUGAGACUUUACAACUCCUAUCAAACACUUACAGAUGCAUUGAUUAGCAUGUUUGUUGGAUACCAAACGUUUGAGGAAAAUGGAGCAGGUUACACGCUCACCUUUCAAAAUAAGCAAGGGGAAUGGCUUCUUCCUAGACAUGUUCCUUGGCAAACCUUCAUUGGUACGGUGCGGCGUUUGGCGAUAUUGAGGAAUGGAAAUGAAAAUAUUUGACAAAGUUUAUGGUAUGAAGUUCUUGAAGGUCCUUGGUUCAGAAUAGUAUUUACUAUUAACAGUUGAAGAGGUUGUAGAGAGCAAAAGCAAAAUAUGAAAAGUCAAAUUGCAAAUUAAUUGCUUUAGCUUUGAUUCUUUAACUAAUAAAUUUGUAUUGCUUCAAUUACAAGUAAGCUUAUCAAACAUUCGAAUUUCAGUAUUUGCCAAAUGAUCCUUUUUAUGUAUAAAAUGGCAUGAAUCUAAUGGACCCUGACUGAAAUUUGGCCAUGAUCAGGAAAUUGAGAGAAA
Messenger RNA from Lotus japonicus, 1090 nucleotides. Its product is annotated as auxin-responsive protein IAA28. Lineage: Eukaryota; Viridiplantae; Streptophyta; Magnoliopsida; Fabales; Fabaceae. Gene Ontology annotation, molecular function: protein binding. The record is from RefSeq and is a predicted model, not a curated record. Gene Ontology annotation, cellular component: nucleus. Gene Ontology annotation, biological process: regulation of DNA-templated transcription. Bases 122 to 802 code for a protein of 226 amino acids. The transcript is spliced from 4 exons.